AUGUCUGUUAAAAAAAAUUGUAAAUGCAGAUUUAACAAUGAAAUUGAAAUUAAUGAAGCAGUCCCAUACGUAGUUUGUGCAGUAAUAAAAGAGCCAUGUUCAAUACUAUCUCUAGAUAUUUCUUUUAAAGAGAAGAAAAAAAAUUCAAAGAUCACAUUAGGUCUAUACAAUAUAUUGCUUUUAUUGUUAAUAUUGUUGGUUUUUUUGUUAAUUUUAUUUUCCGGAGGAAUAACUAUAGGACAGAUGGCACCCCCUCCAAUUUUUAUAGGGAAUAUCUACGGAUUACCUAUUAAAACAGAUUCGUUUAUUGUUUCAGCAAAUGGGACAUUUACCGCAACUCUAAAAAUGCCAGUAUAUAACAAGAGUUUGUUGAGUGGUAGGCUUUCGAUAAGGAAUAUAGAUUUUGCCCCAGUUUCUACAAACUUUAUUUGCACUCCAAACAAAAAUAACAAUAUUUUUUCUCACUCUAUAUUAGAUGAAAAUUUGUCAAAUGGUUUUAUUUUUCCGUUAAAUAAGAAGUUAACUACAAAUAACAAUAAAAUACUAAUCGCAAAGAAGGUUACAUUAGUUACAGAAGACGAAAAUCUCCGUCAAUUAGAAUAUGCAUUAGGGCGUUAUGGAGAAGCUGAAGUAAAAUUAGGUGCUUGGCUUCCUCCUGGAAGAAACGAAUUCAUAAUGCUAAUUAAAGGUAAUGUGGACUUAGAAAGUGCAAAAAAAGUUUUGGGUGAAACUAUAGGUUCAGAUUGUAAAAAUGGGAUAGCAAAGAGUUUCGUAGUAGAUAUUAAAUUAGAUUUUAAUAUGAGGUAUUUCCUUGGUUCAAUAUCAUCUGUACAACAAGAUAUAGGGUUUGUAUUAUUUCCUGGUUGUAACAAAUAG
This is a messenger RNA of Cryptosporidium ubiquitum, 876 nucleotides long. RefSeq lists its product as uncharacterized. The coding region runs from base 1 to 876 and encodes 291 amino acids. The transcript has a single exon. The record is from RefSeq and is a predicted model, not a curated record. Lineage: Eukaryota; Apicomplexa; Conoidasida; Eucoccidiorida; Cryptosporidiidae.